Fonsecaea monophora is the source of this 1062-nucleotide messenger RNA. RefSeq lists its product as hypothetical. Bases 1 to 1062 code for a protein of 353 amino acids. The transcript has 4 exons. The record is from RefSeq and is a predicted model, not a curated record. Gene Ontology annotation, molecular function: oxidoreductase activity, acting on the CH-OH group of donors, NAD or NADP as acceptor. Gene Ontology annotation, cellular component: cytoplasm. NCBI's taxonomy places the organism in Eukaryota, Fungi, Ascomycota, Eurotiomycetes, Chaetothyriales, Herpotrichiellaceae.
AUGUCAUCGUCGUCUACAAGAUGCGCCCUCGUCACAGGUGGAGCAUGCACGCAUGCUUGGUGGUACUUUGUGAUAACACGGGCGCGAAACCCGGCCACGCGACCAGCUUCGGGGAUGGGAUUGAGCGUUGUGCAAGACCUGGUCAGUCAAGGCUGGAACGUCGAGAUUGUCGACCUGGACGUCAAAAUGGGCCGUGACGCCGAGGCGCAGCUGGGCCAGAAAGUCCACUUUACCCGCGCCAAUGUCGUCGAUUAUGAGCAGCAAGCGAGCGCGUUUGCCCAGGCCUGGAAGAGAUGGGGGCGGAUUGACCUAGGUAUGAUGCCCUAUACUAUGCUAUCCUAUGCUCCUGGCCAUGAUCCCGUGGGAGGAGGGGUUACUCGCUGGUCUUGGAGGUCCAUACUGAAUUUGAUUGUGAUCACAGUCUUUGCAAAUGCGGGUAUUCUGGAUCGCACCGACUUCAGCGCCCCAGCUCCAGAGGACGACUCAACUGGUGCUCCCCCCAAGCCGGACGUCUUGACUGUCGACGUGUGCUUGUACGGCGCCAUCUGGUCGUCGUAUCUCGCCCUGCACUUCUUUCGCAAGAGCCCAGACCGCACCGGCAGGCUCGUCAUCACGUCGAGCCAGGGCGGCAUCUAUCCGACGCCGCUGGCGCCGCUGUACGGUUGUGCUAAGACGGGGAUCGUCGGGUUGGUCCGCUCCCUCGGCCUGCGUAUAAAAACCCUCGGCGACCCCAUCACAGUCAACUGCAUCUGCCCGGGCCUGGUCCCCACGCCACUGGCCAACACGGCCCUCCUGGCCGCCAUCCCCGAGGCCAUGCAGACGCCGACCUCGACCAUCAUCGAGGCCGUCAACCUCUUCAUCAAUGACGCCUCCCUGUCCGGCCAGGUCGCCGAGUGUAGCGGUACCGACGUCAUUCUGCGCGAGGGCCUGCCCUACGCCAACGCCGCGGCCGAGUACAUGGGCGAGGGCAAGUCGGCGGACCGGAUUGAUUUUGCGGCUGCAGUGGCGGAUAUCAGGGACAAGGCGAGGCAGUAUGACCAGAAGUUGAGUAUGGUGGGGUAG